Messenger RNA from Cavenderia fasciculata, 2319 nucleotides. RefSeq lists its product as uncharacterized. Lineage: Eukaryota; Evosea; Eumycetozoa; Acytosteliales; Cavenderiaceae. Bases 1 to 2319 code for a protein of 772 amino acids. Gene Ontology annotation, molecular function: protein binding. The record is from RefSeq and is a predicted model, not a curated record. The transcript is spliced from 2 exons.
AUGUCAUGUAAUAAUAAUAAUAAUAUUAUUACGAGUAGAUUCUUCUUGGUAUUUAGAAAUAUAAUCAUUCAAAGAAGAAUAUUUAGAGAUAUUGAAAGCAUAUAUAAAGAGUUGGGAGAACAAUCAAUGAAAGGAAAAGAUAUCAAAUUAAAUGACAAUCUAUUGGUGUAUCUUCGGUAUGGACGGACGGAAGAGUUUAUUAGAGGCAUGAAACGUGUCAUUCACAUCUACCCACCCGAUGGUGGAUUGAUCAAACAAGCACUGGUGUCAUGUGAUCAAGUGGCCGUAGAAUACCUCUUUCGAGAGUUUAGAGACAAACUCAUUUUGAAUCUAGACUUUUUCACAUUCAAGUGUAUGAAUGUCAAGACUGCAACACUCUUGAUCGAUUUUAUGAAUGGAUCAGAAGACGUCAAGAGGAAGCCAAUUGAACACCAUGUCUGGAGUUCAUGUGCAUCCUAUCACGCCGAGAAAUGUAAUGCAGCCAUGCUUUCACUACUUUGUCAACACUACUCGACCAUUUGUAAUGGUAGUCAUUGUAGAGGAGUAGCGUACAAGAGUCCACCAACCAAGAUGGUAUCACAAGAUUGCUUUUUUGAAACACUCAAGAUUUGUAAACAGUAUCAAAUAUACUCUCCCGACGAUUGGGACAGAGUGCUUUUAGAUGCGGCCAAAGCGUCCAAUUCGGCGGUUGUACACUAUGUCUUGACAUUUAGAAAGAGUCAUGGGAUUUUAUGCGACCUGUUUGAUAUUGCUGCUGGCAACAAUCUUCAACUACUCGACUAUCUCUAUCAAGAACAUAAUAUCAAGUAUGGACAGAAAGGAGGUGCUUUCAUUUCAGCGUGUUUCUCUGGUAACAUGGAGAUUAUGAAAUACCUUUUUGAAACGAUGCCUCCGUCUGCAACGGUGUGCUACAACCACGGUCUUGAAAUAGCUCUAUACAACUCUCACAUGGAUGUUGCCAACUAUAUUUUAGAUAACCAAUCGUCGACGAUUAAAGCUGUAGAUCCUGAGACAUUGACACCGAGCAAAUGGAUUGUAAACUAUGUCGGUAUGGAAAUUCUGUCGAUUGAAUUGCUAGAAAGACUGGUUAACCAUCCCAACGUAACCACGAUGUUUAAUUGGAUGCUUGGUAUUGCCAUUUCAGCUCGUAAACAGGAUAUUGUCCAGUAUCUCAUUUCACUACCAAAAUCAGACGUUUCAUUUGACCUUGAGCACGCGCUUUGUCAAGCUGCUAGUAUCAAUGACUUGGAGAAUGUCAAAUUAGUUCUCGAAUACAAUGGUUUCUUUCCUCACACUGUCGAUGUCCUCAGGGAAUGCAACGACAAUGAAGAGAUUGUAGAAUACAUCAUUCAAACAGUUCCAUCUAUCCAAGUAGACCAUGAAUACCUUCAUCGUCUCAUAUCAACCGGGUAUCCCAAAACAGCCCUUCUCAUGUUGAAAUACAAUAGGACAAAUUUCGAGACUGAUCUUUACAAUCAACCAAUAUUGCAAGCUGCCGCUGCAAAAGGUUCAAAAGAAUUGAUCAAACAAAUUAUCUCAAGUAUCACCUACCCACCCGAUUACUAUGCAUCCACAGGAUUAGAGUUGUUAUUAAAAGGAUGCGUUUCAAACCAAACUACAAAACAACAACAACAGAAUCCUCUCCUCCUAUCUACACAAGAUAUUAUAGAAAUGAUUGAUCUUUGUUUUUCAAAAUCAACAACAAUCCCUUCAAGAUGUUAUUUUCCCUAUUCAACUGCAUGUAAAUUAGAAGAUUUUGAAAUAUUUAAACAUAUAUUUGAAAUGGAUACUGCUAGAGUUGGGGUACCAUCACAACUAUUAGAAUAUGCUGCCUUUAAUAAUCGACUUGACAUUGUGAAAUUUAUAAAUGAACAAUUUCCAGGUCAAUUGUCAGCAUUGAGUGUAUAUGCAUUGGAAAGUAGUGCUACCUAUGGAAAUUUAGAAAUGAUACAUUAUCUAAAGGAUAAUGGAUUACCUAUACCGAUACCACGAAACUCUGUCGAUGGUAUCAUCAAGGGAGCAGCGUUUUGUGGAAACCUUGAUAUGAUCAAUGAUAUUGUACAAUGGUUUGAAAAGUGUUACACUCUACACAACCGAGCCAACAAGAAACAAAAAUUGGAAUGUAAUUUUAAUUUUCAUCUGCUGGUUCAAAAACAUCAUCAAAUGCAAGCAGUUAAACUUAUUCACCAAAUCUAUUCCGAUCCAAAGAAUAAGGAAUUUAUCGCCGUAACAGAUGAUUGGACUAGAUUAAAAAAAUCAGCUUUUGAAUUUGGCUCAUUACCUUUGAUUGAUUAUUUAUUUAAUCUAAAAAUUAAAUAA